Messenger RNA from Symbiodinium natans, 549 nucleotides. Lineage: Eukaryota; Dinophyceae; Suessiales; Symbiodiniaceae. The record is from the annotation of a GenBank genome assembly.
AUGUUCUGCGUCCCAGAGACGCUGCCCCUGCAUUGUUACUUCGUGGGUCUGAGCUUCAAGAUGGGUAUCAAGUGCAACCUGAUGAGUACAGCUGUACCGGUCAGACCGGUCAGGAACUCGCUUCUGGACGGCAGCGGACUUGCAGCUUCUUUGGAGCCACCGACUGGCAUCAUCGAUGAUCACAUCACCCGACAUCAAGAAGCCAUGGUGAGAAUACAUGGUGCCGUACAGGACAUCUCCGCUGGUGAUGCAGAGAAGGCCUCCGACAGGGUUUGCGGUUUCAAGGCAGCAGCGGCAGAGCUCGUGGCGGAGGUUACGACACGCAUGGAGGUGCUGGCCGCAUCCCUGCGAGGCGAACUCACGGCGCAGGCGGCCGACCUGCGAGGUGACCUGGCCGCCACUCGAGCGGAACUUCUCCGUAAGAUCGAGGACAACAUCGCAGGCGGCGGAGAUGCGUCACAAGGACCCAUGGGCCUUCAAUCCAGCGCCGCCCUUGCUGGCCAACUGAACGAAGUUGUGAGGCCUUGUAGGGCUGUUUGGGGUUUUUAG